Messenger RNA from Melampsora larici-populina 98AG31, 1293 nucleotides. RefSeq lists its product as uncharacterized. The transcript is spliced from 8 exons. The record is from RefSeq and is a predicted model, not a curated record. NCBI's taxonomy places the organism in Eukaryota, Fungi, Basidiomycota, Pucciniomycetes, Pucciniales, Melampsoraceae. Bases 1 to 1293 code for a protein of 430 amino acids.
AUGUCCCAAGCCAACUGGUCCCCAACUACCGGCCUGAACCUCUCGAAGAGUUUGCCCAAACAGGCACCUACCGCCGGCCCGCGUGCCAUGCACCCCUCCCCUCCGUCGUGGUCGACGAUUCCUGAAGGUGGCCAGACGCGAGUGGAGGCACGUCCUCUGCCUAAUCCGGUCAUGUUUGGCUCGCUGCAGGCUGAGCAUGUCCGGCCGUUAACACCGCUCCUGGGUCGCCCAAAUCAACGUGGGCAACAGCCCUCCGGCGUAAGCCCCCGAGGUCAGGGCGGCCAUUCGGUUCAAAGGAAUCAACUCAGUCUGCCAUCGCAGGUCCCUCCUACUCCGGCAGAGAACGUGAGACCGGUCGCAAUCACCCCGGGUCAGUUGCCUACGGGAGGCGUGUGGGCGCCCAAUGCCGUUACGCCCGACGGACGGGUGUCCUACUCCCACGACCUAGGGCAUCCUCCUUGGGGGUCCCAAGCCGACUACCACAGCAUGCAAGACUGGCGUUUUCGCCGAGUAAUAAGUGACGACCGCCUCGCGGUCACGUUUAAUGGGGUAUGUAAUGCAGCGCGCCAGCUGAACGGUCUGGACCACCGUUCAGACCCUCUCCCAUGGUGCAGGGACGGUGCAAAUCCAGCUCGCGAGGCACACGCCUCGGCGAGGUUCAACGUGCAUGUCUGCAAACAAGCCACCAGUGACUUGUCUGCAGGGGAGGAUGAAUGCCUUCGGCAUUUACUUGUGGAUUCCGAUGAGGAUGAAAAAACGCCAGGUAGUUCAGUCGAGCGAUUGCUUUUGGCCCGAAAGGGCGCUGAACCCACUUCUUCUGGUAGUUCAAAUACUCCAACCACCCCAACGCCUGCCUCGGGAAGUACGAGUGCCUCAACCGCGCAAAGCCUCGUGCGCAAAGACGACGGCCUUGACGAGCUGGAGGAGGACGUUGACCAUCCACCACUUCGUCACUUUCGAUUAAAGGCCGGAAAACGCUCAGCCAAUCGCCCCUCGAUGGGAUCCACCCACCGAUCUUCAGGGCCGCGCCAUCAGGAUCCCCCGGUUCUCUCGACGGCCGUCAUCGUGACACCCGCGCCACGUCGGCACCCGUUCCCACGUCUCACGUCCCCCGGUUCCAAUGCUUCUUCUGGGGACAACAUCCCGGCCUCGAAGCAGGUCCAUACACCGGCUUUGACCUCAACUGCGUUGAUUUCCCCAAUCAACACCGCAAAAACCACCGCCGUACCGCCAGACCUUGCCCCCGAAGACACUUCCCCAACGAAUCCUAUUACUUGGCAAUGGGAUCUCUAA